AGAUAAUAGAAUCAACAUAAGCUCUAAAUUCAAAUGUCUUGUUGUGUGGACUGUGUUAUAAUACGAGAAAACGGAUAACAGCAUCCGAUAGGUAGAGAAGCAAGCAAACCAUUAACCACAACACAUGGCGCUAUGUUCCUCACUCUCACUUGUCUCUCCCAUCAAACUCACUUCCAAGUCCUUCUUAUCUCCAACACCAGUCAGUUGGCAUGGCAUCUUGAUAAAGAAUAACACCUCAACAAGAUUCUUGCUGAAAGCUGGUUUUAAUGAGAUUGAACCUGACCUCAGUGAAGAUCCUAGAGACCAAUUUGCCACCAAUGGCGUUGACGCUGAUGAUUUUGUGUAUGGAAUAUAUGAUGACCACCACACUUACCAUGAAGGAGAACAGAAAGGAACAUUUUGGGGCUCAAUUAAAGAAGAGAUGGCAGAAGCAGAACCCCCCACAGGAUUCCAGGGGCUUAUUUCAUGGCUCUUCCCACCAGCCAUUGCUCUUGGGGUGUACUUCAAUGUUCCGGGGGAGUACUUAUACAUUGGAGCAGGCAUAUUUACAAUCAUAUUUUGCAUUAUUGAGAUGGAUAAACCUGAUAAACCCCAUCACUUUGAACCUCACAUAUACAAUAUGGAAAGGGGAGCUCGAGACAAGUUGAUAAAUGACUAUAAUACAAUGAGCAUAUGGGAAUUCAAUGAAAAAUAUGGGGACCUAUGGGAUACUACUAUUCCUAUCAAGAAGGAUGACAUUAUGAAGAGAUAAUUGUAUAAAGUUCAUGACUUUUAUAUGACAAUUCUUAAAUAUAGUGAUUUGAAUUUGUUCUUUUGCGUU
Messenger RNA from Glycine soja, 820 nucleotides. RefSeq names its product photosynthetic NDH subunit of subcomplex B 5, chloroplastic-like. Gene Ontology annotation, cellular component: chloroplast. The coding region runs from base 125 to 751 and encodes 208 amino acids. The transcript has 5 exons. The record is from RefSeq and is a predicted model, not a curated record. NCBI's taxonomy places the organism in Eukaryota, Viridiplantae, Streptophyta, Magnoliopsida, Fabales, Fabaceae. Gene Ontology annotation, biological process: response to oxidative stress.